Molecule: messenger RNA, 3117 nt
Organism: Copidosoma floridanum
Lineage: Eukaryota; Metazoa; Arthropoda; Insecta; Hymenoptera; Encyrtidae
Gene: CaMKII
Product: Calcium/calmodulin-dependent protein kinase II
Biological process (GO): protein phosphorylation
Molecular function (GO): ATP binding; calcium/calmodulin-dependent protein kinase activity; calmodulin binding
Source: RefSeq, a predicted model, not a curated record
CUGUAGGUCGAAGUGACGUCAACAAAAAAGGCUCUCAAGUAAAGGAGUCUACAGACAGCAGCACAACUCUUGAAGAUGAUGAAGGCAGAGAGGAUAAAAAAGGCGGGGUCGACAGAAGCAGCACGGUAAUUGCCAAAGAUCCUGAAGCUUACGCAUCGCAAGGAACCCCGCCAAGUAGUCCGGCCGCAACGGCGUCGGUCUUCUCGAGGGUUGUAGGAGCUGCUCAAGCGCAAAAGCAGCCCCCGGGUAGCCCUCUCGGCAUCGCCGCUGUUCUCCUCCAGGGUGCCCAAGCUCGAAGACAGGAAAUCAUAAAAAUGACGGAGCAACUUAUCGAGAGUAUCAAUACCGGUGAUUUCGAAGCAUACACAAAAAUCUGUGAUCCUCAUCUGACUGCAUUCGAACCUGAAGCUUUGGGUAAUCUAGUAGAAGGAAUGGAAUUCCACAAAUUCUACUUCGACAACUUACUCGCCAAAAAUUGCAAGGCCGUUAAUACAACGAUCCUGAAUCCCCACGUGCACCUGCUGGGCGAGGAUGCGGCUUGCAUCGCCUAUGUCAGACUCACCCAAUACAUGGACAAGCAAGGCGUGGCUCACACUCACCAGAGCGAGGAAAGCCGAGUUUGGCAUAAAAAGGACAACAAAUGGCAGAACGUGCAUUUCCACCGGAGUGCCAUUACAAGUCCAUCUCCGUUUACGUUCAACAAGUAAAGCCCAAAGAAACUAGUCGAUAUUUUUGUGACUGAUGCGAUUGGUAGAAGCAAUUGUUUGCGAACCACGCUUUUCGAUGUUCCAACUGCUAAAAACGGCAACCGAGUCAAAGAAUAUGGCAAAAAUAGGUAGAUAGUGUGUGUGUGUGUGUGUGUGUGUGUGUGUGUGUGUGCGUGCAUACGUGUCUGUGUCCGUGUGAAAGUAAAAAAGAAUACGAAUCCACGAAUUGUACUGAUCAUUGAAAAAGAAAAAAAAUUAAUAAAUUAAAUCAAAUACGUAACGAUAUAAUGAAAAUCUGAGCCAUUACUGUUUAUAACGUAUAUUAAUGAUAAAAUACUCGAUAAACUGUGUACCCGUCUCGUACGUGUGCAUGUAGAUACAAAAACAUAGCCAAUCGUAGGAACCCAUUAAUCUCUCUAAGAGAAUAAAUUAAUUACGCUUGUGAAAAAAAAAAAAUUGAAAAAAAAAAAAACAGUACUUAUCACAUUUGGAGUCGCUCAAACUAAAAGUCGCUUGUCAUCGUCUUACUUGAGAUAGUUCUACUUCAAAUUCAGAUUUCGACAAAAAAUUUCCAAUUUGAAUAAAUAUUAAUACUAUGUAUGGGUGAACAAACAUGCCAAAAUUAUCCAAUUGUAAGACACACGAUUAAACUUUCUAAGCGUGGCUGUUCUACACAAGAACCUAAUAAUUUUUCGCACUACAAGUAACACGUAUAAACAAUAUUACAGCGUUCCUAGUAGGUCGAAAUUUGAUUGUAAUUUUUAAUUUUAUUUUUUUAUAAAAUUAUUGUGAACAAUGACGAUUCUAGAUCGAACGAAUGUAUUGUAGAACUAUCUUAAUUAGAUUGCAUGAACUUCAGGGCGAUAUUCACUUGAAAAAACUAAGCUCAGUUGAAGCCUUAUAAUCGACCAAGGUGUCGGUAUGAUUGUGCAUUCAGAAUAAACGUAAUGAAGGAAAAAGCAUAGUGAAAAUUGAUAUUCCGUGUCUGAUCCUAUAGCUGAUAACAAGACUGCUAAAAAGUAAAAAGUAAAAAAAUUAUUUAAAAAACCUGAAUUACACGUUUACACACAUAUAUACACACCUAAAUGCGCACACGCACGCACAUACACACACGCGCGCGCGCGCGUACAUGGUUUUCCGAUUUUCGACAUCGAUACAGCAAAUGGAAAAACUGAAAUACUUACGAUGAAUUAUAAAUAUAAAAAUACGUGUGUAUAAAACUGCCACGAUCAAAGAACGUGGUGCAUUUAUUUAGAUCAUUGAUCCCCUAAAUUCUCAUAGUGGCUAAAAACGAAUGAUGAUAAUAGUAACGACGGUUAGCAACAAUUGUUGUUACCGCAAUUUUUCCCGUACAACAAAAUUAAGUCUGAUAAUGUUGGGACGGGUAGGAGAAAAAUGUCAGAAAACCUUAAAUACACUGCAAUAAAAGAUGAAUGGAUGAUUCAAUAAGAACAUAAAAAAUAAAGAUUCGAGAAAUAAAACAAAGAUUUAGAUCGGACCAAUCGCCAGCGUUCCUCACUUCAAUUGUUCCACGUUUAUAAGUACACAAUAUUACAAUGGUCACUUUUAAGGUAUUCAACAUUGCUCGCAACUUAAGGACUUAAUGCUUUUUGACUUGAUGCCCGAAAUUUUGGAAAUCACAAUUUUAUUACAUUUAUCCGUGUAAUGUGCAUAAUAUGUGCACGUCCAUGAGCGUCAUACAUGUGAAUGUGUACUUUACCUUUGUGGGCAAGUGUAAGUUUGUCUCCUUGCGCGUAUAAUAUAUAAUCUCAACAGAGAAUUCAAGUUUCAAAAGCUUUUGCGUUGAUAAAAUUUUCUUCUGUAAUACAAUUGUUAAAAAAUUUAAAAAUUACGUAUCUCAGCAUCUUAUUAAAAUUCGUAUUCAAGAAAAAUACAACUACCAUACAUAUUGAAAAAAAAAAUCCUCGUAAUCAUUCAAGUAAUAAAAAAUAAAUGCUGUGUUCAAUUCAACUAAUACAAUCUGUAACUGGCAAGCUGGGCAAUCGUCCGAAUCUCAAAAGUUACGUUUUUUCAUCAUACAAUUAAAAAAUCGAUAUAAAAGUACUUUCAACUAUAACUAACAACUAUUUGAAUGAGUUGUAAAAGUUGAAUACGAAUAAUUUAUAUAUGAUAAAAGGGUAAAAAAAUACGUGAAGAACGAAAAGAAAAAAAAUACAAAAAAAAAUACGAAAAAAUCUUACUAGAACCUGGCGCAGCUAAUAGCGUUGCUUAGACUGAAACUACAAUUUUUUAAAUUAAAAAUUAUCGAAUCUUCCAUGCUUUCUCAUUUUAUAGACUAUAAAUCAUUCACUCUUCUCAAUUGAGAAAAACUUUUAAAUGUAUCUUUGCACUGGCGUCUCUUGUACACGUACUGAUCUGGUUUUAUUGCUAUGAAUAAUGACGAUAAAAA